This is a messenger RNA of Pelobates fuscus (common spadefoot toad), 1997 nucleotides long. RefSeq names its product TARBP2 subunit of RISC loading complex (gene TARBP2). NCBI's taxonomy places the organism in Eukaryota, Metazoa, Chordata, Amphibia, Anura, Pelobatidae. The record is from RefSeq and is a predicted model, not a curated record. The transcript has 9 exons. The coding region runs from base 107 to 1177 and encodes 356 amino acids. Gene Ontology annotation, biological process: regulation of miRNA processing; siRNA processing; regulation of viral transcription. Gene Ontology annotation, cellular component: nucleus; RISC complex; RISC-loading complex. Gene Ontology annotation, molecular function: siRNA binding; double-stranded RNA binding; pre-miRNA binding.
UUUUAAGACUACAAUUCCCUUCGUGCCCGCUGCGGCGAUGGUUUAGCUCUGUGAGCCAUGCUUCCCGCCCCGGUCAUUGUUACUGGCGAGCGUAGACCGGGAGGGAAUGAGUGAGAACGAGGAGUGUGGGAACCAGACGAGCUCCGGGUGUCCCAGUUUAGAGCAGAUGCUUGCUUUGAGCCCUGGGAAGACCCCAAUCAGCUUACUGCAGGAGUAUGGGACUCGGAUAGGAAAGACCCCUGUAUAUGACUUACUGAAAGCCGAAGGACAAGCACACCAACCCAACUUCACAUUUCGCGUUUCUGUUGGAGACAUCAACUGCACUGGACAAGGACCCAGCAAAAAGUCAGCAAAACACAAGGCAGCAGAAGAAGCCAUGACUCUUCUCAGAGGAGAACACAUGUUGGGAGAUGCCAGUGAGGAAAACACUGCAAUGUUCUCUCCUGAAUCCCCUUCGGAGAAGAAUGAAAUAACAGAUGUAUGUCCCUCACCUUUAUCAAACAGGAACGACACAAUUGAACUAAAACCCCCGCUCUCUGCACAGCAGUCAGAAUGUAACCCAGUGGGAGCUUUACAGGAGCUUGUGGUGCAGAAGGGUUGGAGGCUGCCUGAAUAUACAGUGACUCAAGAGUCUGGUCCAGCGCACAGGAAGGAAUUCACCAUGACGUGCCGUGUUGAGAAGUUCCUGGAAAUUGGCAGCGGAACGUCCAAGAAGCUGGCCAAAAGAAAUGCAGCUGCGAAAAUGCUUUUCCAAAUUCAUAGGGUCCCCACAGAGCAUCGUGAUACAGGAGAGACGGAGCCUGAAGAGGAUCAAUUCUGCAUGACCACAGGUGGUGGUAAGCUGGAUGGAGGCAAAGGUCGAGGUGUAACAUGCACCUGGGAUUCCUUGCGGAACUCAACUGGAGAGAAGAUUGUACACCUGAAGACCAACCCGCUGAGCACCCCCAACACUAGUUUCUGCACUUUCCUACAAGAACUUGCAGAGGAGCAGAACUUUCAAAUUAGCUAUUUUGAUCUUGGUGAACGCAGCUUAAGCGGAAAGUGUCAGUGUUUUGUGGAACUUUCUACUCAGCCCAUAACUGUGUGCCAUGGAUCUGCCCCUUCUCGCGACGAGUCUCACGCAAACGCUGCUAAAAACGCAUUGGAGUACCUGAAGCUCAUGGCAGGCCAGAAGUGAGUCAGGUUGGGGAGGCAUAUUAGUACCUGCCUCCCCAUUCCCUUGUAAUUUAUCUCACAGCUAAAUUUCCUUAUUUCAGUUAUGUGAAGACUGCACCAGCCUGUCAUUCCUAAAAUCUCAUCCCACAGCAUGGUAUUAAGGAACAGGCCAGCAGGUCUCCAGCUCCUGCAAACCAAAGGGCCGCACGCUCUGCUACAGCUGAAAAGAAUCUGGGCUGGUAUCCCUGUAUCACUACCACUACUGAACUUGUAAAGCAGCAAUUAUUUGGCAUUCGGUUUUGUUGUUUUUUUUUCCAUUUGCUCACUCCUAAAUCAUUGUGUUAAUGCGAAUACUGGAAAGGAGGUGCUUUCCUAUAUUGACUUCAAGCAAAAUUUUAAUUUAUCGAAUCUCAGGAACCUUACAAGGCAACAUUUCAACAAGCACGUAUAUUCAUACUUGCACUAAAACCCUGGUCAGCCAUUGUGAUGAAAGCAUGGUCUGUUUACAAAAGGAGAAUUGCAACAGUGUACAAUGCAUUAGGAACACAUUGGGCAGUCAAGGCUUGUCCAUAGGGACACUUUGAGCAGCGCCCCUCCAGAUAAUUGUUGUAAUAAUAAUAAUAAAAUCUCUUGCCAGUGGUAAAAAGCGUGAAUUACUGACCUUGUUUCCCUUUGGGAAAAGUUAACUUGCAAAUUUCCAUUAUAAAUAGUAAACAUACAAUACUGCAGUGCUUUGAUGUCCCUCCCCCUUCCUCCACCAAAGCAUAAACGGACUCAUUGAUUAUAAAGGAUGGCUGUAUGGAUAUGCUAUUGAGGGUAACUGGGAGAAUUUAAGAUGAUUU